Molecule: messenger RNA, 822 nt
Organism: Echinostoma caproni
Lineage: Eukaryota; Metazoa; Platyhelminthes; Trematoda; Plagiorchiida; Echinostomatidae
Source: the annotation of a GenBank genome assembly
AUGAAUGAAUGGAUGAGUAUGCAAGCAACUUGGACGAUGGACUAUAGAUGUGCUCAAAUCUACGGGAGUAGGGACUCCUUGAAAUGCCUCUCCCUUUAUCCGUUUGUUUUUAUUCUUUCUUAUAUUCAUCUAUCGCUACAUUCAUUUAUUUUCUGUCCAUCUCUUAAGUACAAAAUCAAAAUGUCAAUUCUUUCUUUAACUGGUAACUUGGAUGAAUUGAAUCUACCUGGUUAUGUAACCGAUAUAAUUAAAACCCAAGGCGAAAGCUCCUCAUCGCCUAUAUANNNNCCUAUAUAUAUAUAUUCGGUUACGAACUCGACUAAGAGAUUAAAAACCGUAGAUCCUACGGAGCGCAUGGAGUGCCAAGCAAUUCGACUAAGUCGAGAUAUUUGUGGUUGUAGCUGCCCAGAUGGUGUAUGUUUGCCGAAUCUAUGCCAGUGUGCGCUAAAUGGCAUAAAGUGCCGAAUAGAAUUCAAUCCCCUCCGUGUUCGAACACAUUAUUUUCACACAAGAAUGCGUCUGGAAAUGGAACGGCAAGAUCAGAAUACUCCCGAUCAAGAUGGAAAGCCCGAUGAGCCUCUCCCUAAGCGCCCUCGUCUCGGUGUGCCCAAUUCUGUGAGUUUCAUUUCAAUUAUUAAAAUUUUAUUUAGGGUUUCUUGGUUUGCUAUGGUUAUAAAGACCAUGGUUCAUCAGGAAAAUGGUUUUCAAGUUGAUAAUUUGAGACAAAAUGCGUUUGUGUUUAUGGAAAAUGAGACUGCAAAAACUUUCAACCAUACAAGAUAUAGGUGCAAAAAUCUAAAACUCAUAUUUGAACAAAACUAG